GUGUUAUAAACAGCAACCCACUGCCUCCCCCGUUAGAGCAUUUUUGUGCACUGUGCACAUCCCUGAUUGCCUCUCUCUGAGUCCGGGCCACAGUAGGGGUAGCAGGCUGGGAGUGCGUCCUCCUCCUCGGUGCAGUCCGCUCGUGUCGUCCCGCCGCUCCGCUGCGCAGACAUGGCACCUGUCCUCCAAAUGUGUGCUGUCAUCCUGGCAUCAGCUCUGCUGCAAACUGCGACAUCGUCAAACCUCAAUGACACUAUUUUUGCAGUGACGGUGAGCUCCCGUAUGACAUCAGGAAAGCAGGAGACUCUAUGCACCCAGAUCCACAGCCCCACGGAUCCGAUCUUUCUGAACAUCACCCUCAGUACAGAAUCUGCCGACAGUGUCCUCGUAGAGGAGUCUGUCAAGGAGGACUUCUACCGCUGCUUCAGCUUCCAGGUCCCUACAGUGCCCCGGAGAACUGUGUCAACCAUUCAUGUCACGCUUCAGGAUGACACCUCCUCACUGAGCAAGAAGACCAAAGUCCUCAUCGAGCCUCCUGCCUUCAUUCACGUCGUCCAGACUGACAAACCCAUCUACAAACCUGGGCAGACUGUCAAAUUUCGGAUUGUCUCCCUCGAUGCCAAUUUCAUCCCCGUUAGCCGAGUGUACAAAGAAGUGGCGCUCCAGGAUCCCAAUUCAAAUCGCAUCGCCCAGUGGUUGGACAAGGCCAUUGUCAGCGGCAUUCUCGAUCUUUCACACCCCAUGAUUCCUGAGGCGGUGCAAGGAACCUACACCAUCACCGUCUUGACAGACAAAGGAGAGCAAAUAUCUCACAGCUUUGACAUCAAGGAAUACGUUUUGCCAAAGUUUGAAGUAAAAGUUCAGCUGCCCAGUGUGAUAACCAUCCUGGAUCAGGACGCACCGCUAAGGAUUUGUGGAAAAUACACCUACGGGAAACCAGUUAUUGGCUCAGUCAAGGCAGAGUUUUGUAGAAACGCCAUUCGGUACUGGUAUUCAAAUCUCAAAGAAAAUGACCUCUGCGAGACUUACCAAUUGACUACGGACAAAAGUGGAUGCGCCACACACACUGUGAACCUGAAAGCAUUUGCCCUUGACAAGAACAUGUACGCUGACAGUUUUGAGUUGUCUGCAGAAAUGGAGGAGUAUGGGACAGGGGUCAUCCUUAAAGGCAGUGGGAGGAGCAGCUUCAGCAGCCACAUCCGAACGGUCACCUUUGAGGAUGUACCUGCAGCAUACAAGCCUGGCAUCACGUUUGAGGGAAAGAUCAAAGUUGUCGGUCCAGACAGCAAACCGGUCUCCAAUGAGCUGGUGUACCUGUCUGCCGGUGACACAGAGAAAUUCACGUUGACCACAGAUGCGAAAGGUGUGGCUGUGUUCUCUCUGGACACCUCCCUCUGGAAGGACACUCUGUACCUGGUGGCGAGUUCUAAAAAUACGACGGAUCAUGAUCCCUAUGUGCACAAUCUGCGGAGGCCAGAAUACAGGUCGGCCCGCCACCAAGUCACACCGUUCUACUCUAAGAGCAAUAGCUUUUUGAAGAUCAUGCAGGGCAACGAGAAGCUCCCCUGUGACAAAGAUGCAACUGUGCGUGCUCAGUACAUCAUCCAGGGGGAGGAGCUGAAGAAGGAUCAGGAGGUCCUCGACUUCUUUUACCUGGUGCUGUCCAGAGGAGCAAUUGUGCAACACGGUCGUGUCCCAGUGACUGUAAAAGCUGGAAUCGUCAACAAAGGAGAGUUGUCUAUCCCGCUCGGUCAGGUGACAGAUCUGGCACCAUUUGCCCAGGUGGUGGUGUACACUGUGAUGCCCUUUGGAGAGGCUGUGGCUGAUAGCCUGGACUUUCCCAUUCAGCUCUGCCUUAAUAACAAGGUGUCUUUGAAGUUCCCGUCUCUCCAGCAGCUUCCAGCGGAGAAGACCACACUGAGUCUCCAGGCUCACCCAGGCUCCGUGUGCUCCGUCAGAGCCAUCGACCAGAGUGUCCUCCUGCUGCAGACUGAGCAGGAACUCAGUGUUGACUAUAUGUACAGCCAGCUGCCUGUUCAGAAGCUGUCGGGAUACUCCUACGAGGUGGACGACUUCGAGCCGUAUCCCUGCUUCCCCGUGCUCGAGGAUCAGCCGCCUCGUCGAGGAAGACGCUCUUCGGUCUUCUUCGGAAAUAACGAUGAGAAAAAUGAUGUCUACAGCAUCUUUAAAGAAAUUGGAGUCAAAAUUAUGACGAACUCUGAUGUGAAAAAACCUUACGACUGCCGUGAAAAGUUCUUAGAUUACAUCUUAUAUGAUUCUGAUAAUGUAGACUCUCCUGUUCCCAUGGCCUUCAACAUGAUGCCACAGAACUCUGGCGGUGUACUGAGAGAGAAAGAAGAAGAGAAAAAGAAGACUGUCAGAACAUUCUUCCCUGAAACCUGGAUCUGGGACCUAGUUACUGUGGGAGACACUGGGGCAGCGAAUGUGGAGAAGACAGUCCCUGACACCAUCACCAAGUGGGCAGCCGGAGCGUUCUGCGUCUCCUCCGUCGGCUUCGGCGUGUCGCCCAACACAGGACUUACUGUGUUCCAGCCGUUCUUUGUCAGUCUCACCUUGCCCUACUCUGUCAUCCGAGGGGAGGUGUUCACUCUCAAAGCCACGGUCUUCAAUUAUCUCUCCAAAUGCAUUAUGGUGGAGGUAACGUUGGCCGAUUCUGACCAGUACACCUUCAGAAACUGUGACGGCUGCCACUACAACAUUUGUCUGUGCGCCGAAGAGAGCCGGACCUUCUCCUGGAUUGUAACUCCAACCGCCCUCGGUAAGCUGAAUCUGAAGGUCAGCGCUGAGGCCCUGAAGACUGACACGCUGUGUGGCAAUGAGGUGGCCACCGUCCCCGACACGGGCCGAGUCGACACCGUGAUCCGCACUCUGCUGGUGGAGGCUGAAGGAACACCGCAAAUGGUCAGCCACAACGCCCUCCUCUGCCCUUCAGACGGGCCUGUGGAGAAGAAAAUCUCUCUCCUGAUGCCUGAACUGUUUGUGGCUGGAUCAGCCAGAGCGUCUGUCUCUGUUGUGGGUGACCUGAUGGGCCGAGCCAUGAAGAACCUGGACAAGCUGCUGGCAAUGCCGUACGGCUGUGGAGAGCAAAACAUGUUGCUGUUUGCUCCCAACAUCUUCAUCCUCAACUACCUGAAAAGCACCGGUCAGCUGACUCAGAAGAUCCUGGACAAGGCGACACAUUUCCUGGAGAGCGGGUAUCAGAGGGAACUCACCUACAAGCACGACGAUGGUUCCUACAGCGCCUUUGGAAAGCGUGACGAGUCCGGAAACACCUGGCUGACCGCUUUUGUGAUGAAGUCCUUCGGCGGUGCGAGACCAUACAUCUAUGUGCAGCCCCAGCACAUUAAAGAUGCCAGGAGGUGGCUGUCCAAACACCAGCGGCCCGACGGUUGCAUCAGAUCUGUUGGAAGACUUCUCCACAAUGGCAUGAAGGGAGGAGUGAGCGACGACGUGUCCCUGACGGCUUACAUCACCGCCGCCCUGCUGGAGCUGGACUCUGACACCACGGACCCCAUGGUACAGAACUGCCUGAAUUGUCUUCGGGGAGCGAUUUCCAGCCAGCUGGACAACGUGUACACCACCGCCCUGCUGUCCUACACCUUCAGUCUGGCUGGAGACCUGGACAUGAAGAGCAAACUCAUCAACAUUCUGCACCAGAAGUCCAACACAGAGGGAGGCACCCGUCACUGGGAGAGAGCAGAGGCUUCCAAGAAAGUCCUGGACUCUCUGGAGGUGGAGAUGACUUCCUACGUGCUGCUGGCUCUGCUCACCGGUCCCGCCAUGCCAGACUUCGGUUUGGAUUACGCCACUAGUAUCGUCCGCUGGCUCACUCAGCAGCAGAACCCGUACGGUGGUUUCGCUUCCACACAGGACACCGUGGUGGCCCUCCAGGCGCUGGCCAAGUACGGCGCUGCCACCUACAGUCCGGAGGGCAGCACCACAGUGACGGUGACGUCUCUGGGAGGCCUGAACAAAGAGUUCAUAGUGGAUCAAAGCAACAGGCUGCUGUAUCAGGAGGAGAAGCUGAGCGAGGUGCCCGGAGAGUACACAAUCAAAGCCCAGGGACAGAGCUGUGUGCUGGCACAGAUCUCCAUGCAUUACAACAUCCCCCCUCCAGCCGACUUCUCUGCCUUCAACGUCUCCACCAACACCAUGGCCAAAUGUAACAUCAGCAGGCCGCAGCUCAUCCUCUUUGUGCACGUCAGAUACCAGGGGAGGAGAGAGGAAACCAACAUGGUCAUCAUCAACAUCAAACUGCUGUCUGGAUACAUUCUGGAUAAGAGCUCCCUCGCACUGCUGCAGAGCGACCGCUCCGUGAAGCGCGUGGACAUGGACGAAGGAUACAUCAACAUCUACUUAGACGGGGUACGAAACUGUUUGUGUGUGCGUGAUGAUAGAUUUGUAAAAUAAUGCUCAUAACCAGCAGCUGAUGUGUUAACAAAUGCAUUUACACUUCAUCAUUCUGAGCACACGGCCCUGCUGUACUGUGUGCUUUUAGUUCAGGACCCAGACAUUGAUAUGAUCAGUGUGUCAGUCUACAGGUCUGAAACACCUUUGAUUUCAGGCUUCUGUAAAACACUUUAAACUCC
Stegastes partitus (bicolor damselfish) is the source of this 4610-nucleotide messenger RNA. It is a transcript of the gene a2m1, whose product is annotated as alpha-2-macroglobulin-like protein 1. The record is from RefSeq and is a predicted model, not a curated record. Gene Ontology annotation, cellular component: extracellular region. The coding region runs from base 172 to 4431 and encodes 1419 amino acids. The transcript is spliced from 33 exons. NCBI's taxonomy places the organism in Eukaryota, Metazoa, Chordata, Actinopteri, Pomacentridae. Gene Ontology annotation, molecular function: endopeptidase inhibitor activity.